Molecule: messenger RNA, 3014 nt
Organism: Branchiostoma belcheri (Belcher's lancelet)
Lineage: Eukaryota; Metazoa; Chordata; Leptocardii; Amphioxiformes; Branchiostomatidae
Product: sphingolipid delta(4)-desaturase DES1-like
Exons: 6
Coding region: 104-1111 (335 amino acids)
Biological process (GO): ceramide biosynthetic process
Cellular component (GO): membrane
Molecular function (GO): sphingolipid delta-4 desaturase activity
Source: RefSeq, a predicted model, not a curated record
CCAGACCUUUGACAAAUCCCAACGUUAAACUUUGACUCCCCGUACCGUUACACCCAGUCUUUUGACAGUUCGAGUCCUCAGGCGGGAAAACUGAGGAAACAUCAUGGGCUCCUCGGUGUCUAGAGACGAUUUCGAGUGGACUUACAGCGAGGAACCGCACGCCAGUCGCAGGAAGCUCAUUCUAGCAAAGUACCCACAGAUGAAAGAACUGUUUGGGCAUGACUCCAACAUGGUAUACAAGGUGGGCUUCAUGCUCACCCUACAGCUCAUAGCCUGCUACUUUGUACAGGAUGCACCGUGGCCGGUUAUCAUCCUCUUGGCAUAUUGUUUUGGCGGCAUCAUCAACCAUUCCAUGAUGCUGGCCAUCCACGAAAUUUCACACAACCUGGCCUUUGGCCACUCCCGGCCCCUUCACAACCGUAUCCUGGGCAUCGUGGGAAAUGUCAUCAUUGCCGUGCCCAUGUCCAUCUCCUUUAAGAAGUACCAUCUAGAGCAUCACAAGUACCAGGGAAAUGAAGAAAUGGACAUGGACCUGCCAUCAAAGAUGGAGGGAGUUCUCUUCCACACCACCUUCACCAAGUGUAUCUGGCUCUUCCUUCAGCCCUUCUUCUAUGCCCUCCGUCCACUCUUCCUGCGACCAAAGCCUGCCACAGGGCUGGAAAUCAUCAACACAAUCGUCCAGAUUGCCUUUGAUGUGUCCAUUUUGUAUUUCUUUGGAGGCAAAUCUCUAGCGUACCUGAUGAUCGGCAGCCUGCUCGCGAUGGGAAUUCAUCCCGUGGCCGGACAUUUCAUCUCAGAACACUACAUGUUCAAGAAAGGCUACGAGACCUACUCCUACUACGGUCCACUCAACGCAAUCACCUUCAACGUUGGUUAUCACAACGAGCACCACGACUUCCCCAAUAUUCCUGGGUGUAGACUUCCCAAGGUACGUGAGAUUGCCCCAGAGUUUUACAACAACCUUCCGUGCCACACAUCGUGGAGCCGUGUCCUGUACGACUUCGUGACAGACCCGGACAUCGGACCAUACGCCCGCGUCAAGCGCAGGAGUAAGCCCAUCCCCAUCAACCCUGCCAACCUGGAUGUAGACGGUGACACCAAGGCAGAAUAAAACAUCACAUGCAGACACAAGUACACUUCACUAUGUAUAAUACAUCUACACACACUACGUACCUAAUGCUAGCUUACAGAAAGAACUGCAGACCUUUGGCCCUGCAAUAAGGGUUUCCUUAACAUAGCAUGAAAACAUUUGAAAUAUAGAGGUACUCAAUACGAGCGAUCGCCAUGACAUCAUGGUAGGGAAAGAGCGGGUGAUGGUUGGCUGAUUUGUCUACCAAUAGUUUGCUUAUGUCUUCAGAUAAUUUGCAUGUACAUCAUGUGAACAAAAACAGUGAUCGCUUGUAUGGUGUAAGGGAGGCAGAAAGUUGUGCUGUGAGGACCCCUUGUAGGUCAGGAUGGUACUGCAACAAUUUGGCUUGUUGGAGCUGAUGAGCUAAGCUAGCCUGCUAUUCAGCUUUGUUAGCAACCCUUGAAAGAAAACCAAGGGUGGAUACCAAGCAUAAACUAAGUGCCUCUCAUUGCUCAAACUUUUCUCAACAUUUAUGAGAUAUCUAGAGCUUUGUAAAUUUCUUGUUUCAUCUCCUUUUGUUUAUUAUGGAAAUAAGGUUGUGAUUAUUGUAAUCUGUUUUAAUUGAUGGUCUUCUGUACCCAAAUUAAAUGCAUUUUAUGUGUGAAGGUUCUAUCCUAUGGCAGAACUUAACUUCCACAUUUACAAAAUCUAUGCAUGGUGAUGUUAAGCUUACACAUGUCCCAGUUGCCAGGCCUACCAUUGACUUUGGCCCUCGUGCUCUUCAGAUCUACCUACCAAACAUCAUAUGUUCACAAACGUUUUUGGAAGCACAGGCAAACAGACAGACAACAGAAAAAUUGCUUUUGUGAUUAAUCAUUACUAGUAUCACAUUUCUUGUCUGCUUAGAAUGAUAUAUCUGAGACAGGCCCUAGUUCCUCUUUUCUUAAACAAGAUUUUAUUGUAUUGUGACCAUGCAAUCAGUGCAGUUGGAAUAGAAAUUUGCAUACUAGUAACUUGUUGUUUCAGCUGAAAUAAAAUCAUAUUGAAAUAAUUAAAUGACAUGAUAGGUAAAAUGUGAAUUGAUACCUACGGUAAUGUUGUACCGCUGUACAUAAUAUUUUGGACGGAAAGAGUGGUUAUAAAAACAGUUGAAAAGAUGAUUGAAUUAUGUGCCAAGCCAGAGGAACAGUAUCAUUUUGUAUUCAGACAUAUUUAGCAUAAUACAGGCAUGUUGCAUACUACAAGUAUAAUGCUACAAAAUGUUUUGCAUUAAAUGGGAGUAAUUCUUAAAACCAUGCAAAAAAGUUUUUAACUUGCAUGGUUUUGGAAUGGAGUAUGCCAGUAACAAAUGGAUACAAUGAUUCUAAAACAUCUGGAUAUUAUUGUGAUGAAGACACAUGGAAUUUUUGUCAUUGUCAUACUCAUAGAGAGCCUUGCCCUCAAAAGCUACAUAUUUUUUUUACAAACAAGUCAAUAUUAUUUAUUUUGAAAUACCAGUGUUGUAUUUUAAAGUACUUUAUGUUUUCUUGUCUGCAAAAUAAUGGAUUCUUUCUAGGAAGAAGUUUACAUGUAUGUAUUUACAAACAUGUAUGUUGAAUGGAUGAUGCCACAGUUAGGCCAUGCACAUAGAGUGCUCGGUGAAUGACCUCAAAAUUGUACUUCGCCAAAAUACUUUGAAAACCCCAUGGGGGCAUUUGGUGAAGUUUGGGUGGGGACUAGAUGCUGGAUGGUAUAUUGUAGGGUUUUGUGUAAAUACUUUUGUUUGAAUACAAAAGAUAAACUUUUGCUUCACCUUAGAAUGUAAGACUGUUUGUUCCAAAAUUAUGUUUACAGUUUUACAUAUACAUGUACGUUGUACUGUAUUAACUCUGUAAGAUGGUGCGACUAGUUGAGAGAGCAAAGCUGAUUGGUAUUUGUCAAUUUGAUAUUGUUCAUUUCACCAUGA